This is a messenger RNA of Bombus impatiens (common eastern bumble bee), 4845 nucleotides long. RefSeq lists its product as uncharacterized. Lineage: Eukaryota; Metazoa; Arthropoda; Insecta; Hymenoptera; Apidae. The record is from RefSeq and is a predicted model, not a curated record. Bases 315 to 2462 code for a protein of 715 amino acids. The transcript has 7 exons.
AGAACUAAUCAUGUUUUGUGACAACGAAAUGGUAGGGAUUCAUUCAACCAAUCAGCCACAAAGUGAUAACGACCGAUUCCGAAUAGAAUAGAGCAGGCCGAGUGUUUACCGUCCUUAGUCCUUAUUUACUAUUAUCUAUUAUGCACUACUCAUGCUGUAACGUGAAUUAGCAAGUUUAAGCUUUAUACGAGUCAGGAAGUCAGUAUUCCAGCGUACGCGUUACGAUACGAUAUCUGUUUGAGUCUCCAUGUCACGUACAUCGCGAGUGUUGAUCCACGGCUAACCUCUGACACAGUGUAUAAUAUCCCGUAAAAAUGGAUAAAAGCAGGUUAGACGCUUCGAGGUUAGAGAAUCGUGAGGAUGUUAUUAGUCAUUCCAAGAAGAACAAAAAACGACCCAGUAAGAAAAGCAGUAUGCUUAGCUCGUGGACGAACAACUUUCAAAACGACCAAAAUAACGAUAUAGUACCUGGAAUGGAGUAUCCACAGUUAUUGUGGCAGUCUAACAUGCCGCAAAAUUUUCAGAACAAUGGACAACGUCUCUUUACUACAACAUCUGACCCUAGCAUGUGUGGUUAUACGCAGAUGCCUAUGACAUACACCAUGGAGCCUGUUUCACUACCAACCAUGUAUAGACUGUAUCAGCCGGUGCCAGUCUCUGGUAUAAGAGCCGUUCACAGUAGACCCCGACGACAUUGUAAUCAAAAUCAACCAUUGAACUUGAAUAUGAACUCUAUGGCAAAUGGUUACACGAGUUUACAAGAAAAUGGGGGAGGAUCUCCUGUCCCUGCUAACUAUCAGAACGGAGAUUACGCGAGUUUGCCAUCUACUGCUAAUAAGAACAAUGGAAUAAAUGGAGACGAGAUAAAUUCAGAGCAUCGGAGGUAUUCAGACCCUGGUCUUGGGUCUGCGGAAGCACCGGUACAGAGUCAGAGCGAAGACUCUGAUAGCGCCGACAGUGGUAGCUCCAUUACUACAGUUGGACGUAGCAAUAAGUUAGUUCUAUCUCUUAUCGAACAGAUGACAGAACUGAAAAAGAGCAAUAAUCAACUGUUUAAAGAGUUAAACGAAACAAAGUCUGAAAUAGGUAGUAUGAAGACAAAGUUAGCAGUGUGUAGUUCUUCGGAUUAUCAACCAGGAAUGUUAUCAGAUUUUAUUCGCGAAAUCAGGCAAGCCAACAAAACAUACGAGGAGGUACUAGUUUCAAAAGUAAAAUUCAUGAUCGAGGAAAAGCUGAACCAAAGGUCGUUGGAAGUGGCAAAUUUAAACAAUCAAAUAAUGAAACUGAUGGAGGAGAAAGAAGAAAGCGACAGGCGAAUAGCAAAACUGGAGGAGGAAGUUGCCAUGUUGAAGCUGAACGUAAACAACGAAGGCCGCGAGAUCGCCGCGUUCGAGGAAGAGACUCUGGCGCUGAGACGGGAGCUGCAGGAGGCCCGGGCGUCCAAGUGCCUGGCCGAGAAUCACGCGGCAAAGUGCGUAAACGCAAGAUCAGUCACGCCUGUCGCUACUUUCGAUACUACGCAAUCCUACGUAACCAGCACCCCCGUGCGUACUGCUCUAUCCGACACCUGUAGCCUGAUCCCCGCACCACCGUCAUCGACACCGUCGUUGUCCUCGAUAGUCCCACAACACAUCACCUCGUUACUACGUUCCCGAACCGCGGACCUGGCUCACCAUUUCGUCGCGGACAAGACGAACGUUUAUCCAACCGUUGAUUGUAGCAGUCCGACAACGUCCAUCAAUGCUUCGUGGUCGUUGGAUGAUCAGUGUCAGGUGUCUAGCAGUGGUAACCAGUCGCCGCUGAUAGUUACCGCUAGCAACAGUUUCGAGCAACAUCGCACGGACGUCAGUUUGGACGAGAGCUCCACUUUCUCUGCUUCCGAGCUUGCGUUAGAGACCAAGAGUUGCGAUCAACGCGAGGACCACGACCUUGCCCUCGUGGAACAUCGUUUGGAAGAGAACUCGAGCUCGAAGAAGACGAAAGACGAGGAUACGGCGCGAGACGACGAGCCUAAAACGGAUUCGACUACGACCAAGAGCCUUGGCGCGAUAUCCUCGAACGUGCAAGAGAAAAGGAUAAGAGAGUCGAAGAAGGAAGCGGAAUUGUCGCGCGUUCAUCAUCAGAGAGUCGGAUCGAAGAAGUCGAGGAAGAAGAAGGGUAGUUCGGUGUCGAAGAGAUCGUUCGUCGAAACGGACAAGGGUGGAACGGUCGCAGAGAGGAACGACAGUGGGACGAAAGACGCGCGGAGAACGGUGAGCGAGGACGAAGAUCGGAGUCGUCUGAACGGCGGCGACGACGACGUCGACGACGACGAAACGAGCCGAGCCAUCACCGAGAUCCCGGAAGUGACCGUAGUCGGUGGUGGCUCCUUCGUGCCGAAAGAUCUCUGCUCGACGGGAAUCCUGACCUCCAGAGUCCUGACAGCACCUUCACGCGCUACCUACACCACCGCCUACAUUUAGGCUACGUACGCGCGGGGCCCCUGCGAACCAAACGCGAACCAACGGUCGCCGUUGAGCGAGGGGGGCUUCAAGGGCUUGCUAGAGGCUACUACUAUGUACAUGUCGAAUAGCACGUAGGUCUAUCGUUGUACCACUCCUUUUUCUCUCUGUCUGUCUGUUUCCGUAUAGAGACUUUUUCUGUCUUUCUUCCUUUUUCUUCGUGGACACGCUUCGCGCUAUUCCUUCGGGCUCGACGAACGACCUUUCGCUUGGUUCGCUGUGUUUACGGAAUAUUUAAACGGAGGUACCUUCGAGUCAAUAUUUUAGGUAUUUUGAGCGUAUGCUCUAGUUUAUGAACAAGCGUCGAUUAAGAAGAAAGAUUAAGAAGAAAAAUAUCGAUUUUAAAGAAGUAUUUUAUCAAGAUGUAUAUCGUAGGUUUUUAUCGUGGUAUUUCGAUGAUUUCGUCAAUUGUUUAUUUAGUUACUUGGACCUUUUAAGGGUUCUUGUUUUAGCUUUUAAGAAUAUAUCUGUUAUGAUGUUUACGGACUAAUUGUAUAAAAUGAUUGUUUUAUAGUUGGACGAAACAUUCUACACCAUUAUUUCUAGUACUUUGUUGCCUUUUCUUGUAUUGUUAUCGUGUCUUUUUAGUUGUAUAAGAGACGCUCCUAAAGUAUUUAGUGUCAUUUCUAAUAUAAACGAAGCGAUAUACCAGGACCUGAAACCUGCAACCAAGCUCAAGAUCGUUCGAAAAUGUUAAUAAUCGUGUGUUUUCCUCGAUGGCUUUUGUUCGAAGUACGAGAAGAGUUCGAUCGUUUUGUAUUUUCAAAGAAAUCUGUCUCUGUUUAAUGAUUCGCGUAAAGUUAUUUAUCCAUUUUUGUAUCUUCACGAUCUUCGCUUUUCUGUACUCUUCUUCUACUUACGUAUUGUACAGUUUCGAUGUGUUCCAAGUGAAAAUGAAAGAAACGAAUAUAUUUCCAAUAUUACAUCGACGUUAAAAUCUACGGUUGAGAAAUUCGCGAAAAAGAGAUGUUGGAAAAAUGGUUUUAGAGUUUGCUGAUUCUUUCACUUUCGCUUUGUAGCUGUAAUUAAUUAUACGAUAAGCCUGUGUACAUUUAAAUAGCGUCAAUUACCACGUUGGCAUGGCUUUUGCAGCUUGUCUAGCAUGCGUUUUAUCAUUUUCAAUACCGAGUGUACAUUGUUUUCCAAGCCUGUAUCAUAUUUUUAGUUUAAUUCCCCUUGAACUUUUCAACUGGUUCGAUUUUUCUUAAUUUGGAUCAAUCAUUCUUAAAUCAACUUAAACAUCGUCGGCAUCAGGUAUACAGGGAAGGUUUGAUAUUCUUAUAGAAUUUUUGUAAAAGUGAUUUUAAGAAUCUCUUACGUUUUUAUAUCGAUAUCAUAAAUAUUAUCUUAAGUAAUAUCCUCAACUAAAUACGCUUUUUUUUUAGACGUAAGUUCGAGACGAUUGACCCUGCUACGUAAUAAUUUUAAUAUCUUUACAUGUUACGGAAAUAAUUAUAUAAUUAUGUUAUAUAUUUCAUUUUGAAUCUAAUAAGUUUCUAAUGAUUGUCGCGCAAUGUAAUUAGUAUUUUAUUAAAAAAAAAAAAAAAAUUGGAAUGCAUCGGACAGAUAUUAAAGAUGCUAAAAUAUUCUCUUAGAGAGGAGAAAGACGAACAUGAAAUGGGCAUAUCGGUAUCGUUCGCGAUUCCUUCAAUAAUUUUCAAUUUGCGAAAAAUAUCAGAAAAUGUUUGUCGAGACGUGCGAUUUUUCGUUUCGAUUCUACGCUGAAAUUUGUUCUUAAACUACGGCAAGCUUUUCUGCUUGCCAAAACGAGAGUGAGACUGGAACAUAAAUAUACAUAAAAAUUGAAGGAUCGUAACAGGGUUAAGACUGACUAAAUAGCAAGAGUAUAAUACGCAUUUCGACCUAUUGAACAGUGCCAGUUAAAAAGUUCCGACGAUAUCCCCAAACAUGUUAACCACGUUUUCGAGCGUCGAUAUUUUCGACGUUACGCAACUUCCCUUCCAGGAACGAAAAUAGAAAAAUAAAAUAAAAAAAAAAAAAGGAAAAAAAAGGGAGGAAAAAUAAUGGUUUUCAUCGAUGGUCGAGGACGAGAUCGAAAGAAUCAACGUAUCAUUAUCGAUUAUACUCGUUGCAUCCCCGUCGUUUCGCUCAAACAUCAUAAAAGUCCCGGUGUGUACAGUUUAAACAAGCAAAGUCAAUUUUUAUCUUUCGAUCUGUUCGUUCGGUGGAAAUAACGACCGCCACCGAUACACGUUUCUCCAUUUUUCUCUUCCUCUUACCCAUUCUUUCUCUUUUUUCUUCCCCUCUCUCGAUAUUCCUCUGCAAUUCUCUGUUUCGUUGCAUCGAGUUUGUACGCGGCAAUUUAAUAAAUGAUCAAAUAUUA